UUAGUUCAUAAAUCCUUCCCUCACAAUAAAAAUUAAAAAUUACAUGAUGCCCCACAAUGCCUUUUUCUUUGUUAUCACCAUGACUCAAAAGCUAUCUAUUUUCUCUAACUUUUGACUCACACAUUCUUUUUUCCUUCCUCUUUUCUCACUCUUCUUUCUUGCUCUCUAAGAAUUGCAUCCCUCUAUUAAUUAAAGGCCAACGAAGCAUUAGAAGAGGGGUGUUCGUUCAUCUCCUCUUCUCGCAUAUUCUACAAACAUUGAUAUGUCGUCCUCGACGGAUUGGGGCCCAGUGAUUAUCGCGACGAUACUCUUCAUCUUGUUAUCUCCUGGUCUUCUGUUUCAAUUGCCGGCGAGGGCGAGGGUGAUCGAGUUAGGAAACAUGGGGACGAGCGCAAUUGCGAUUCUCGUUCAUAGUGUUCUCUUCUUUUGCAUACUCACCAUUCUUGUUAUCGCUAUUGGAAUUCACAUACAUGCUGCUUGACCUCUCUAUCUUUCUAUAAAACUUUUUUUUUUA
This is a messenger RNA of Phalaenopsis equestris, 514 nucleotides long. RefSeq lists its product as uncharacterized. The transcript has a single exon. The record is from RefSeq and is a predicted model, not a curated record. NCBI's taxonomy places the organism in Eukaryota, Viridiplantae, Streptophyta, Magnoliopsida, Asparagales, Orchidaceae. Bases 263 to 481 code for a protein of 72 amino acids.